Molecule: messenger RNA, 2318 nt
Organism: Bicyclus anynana (squinting bush brown)
Lineage: Eukaryota; Metazoa; Arthropoda; Insecta; Lepidoptera; Nymphalidae
Gene: Pgm1
Product: phosphoglucomutase
Exons: 10
Coding region: 136-1815 (559 amino acids)
Biological process (GO): carbohydrate metabolic process
Cellular component (GO): cytosol
Molecular function (GO): phosphoglucomutase activity; magnesium ion binding
Source: RefSeq, a predicted model, not a curated record
GACAGCUCAUUUAAGUCGCGGGUUUUGACCUGACCUUACGAACUUUUUUAUCAAAGUUCUCUAUUUAAAAUAACUUAUUUGGUGCCCUGAGUUAACACCCUUUUCCUUAAUAUAUUUUAAUUAAUUUUUUAAAAAAUGUCCAGCAUCGUAACUGUUAGUACAAAUCCUUACGAAGGACAAAAACCAGGCACCAGUGGUUUGCGUAAAAAAGUUAAGGUUUUUAUGCAAGAAAAUUAUACGGAAAACUUUAUUCAAAGUAUUUUAGACGCUAAUAAAGAGGCUUUAGUUGGAUCUACACUGGUAGUUGGUGGUGAUGGAAGGUACCUGGUGAAAGAAGUAGUAGAUAAAAUUAUAAAAAUAUCCGCCGGUAACGGGGUUGCAAAAUUAUUAGUUGGACAAAAUGGAAUCCUUUCCACGCCAGCCGUGUCACAUAUCAUCAGGAAAUAUCAAACUCUGGGUGGUAUAGUACUGACAGCGUCGCACAACCCGGGCGGCAUCAACAACGACUUCGGGAUCAAAUUCAACUGCAGCAACGGUGGGCCCGCGCCCGACGGCACCACCAACGACAUCUACAGGCUCACCACCGACAUCACGGAGUACAAGAUCGUGCCGGACAUUCACUGUAAUAUCGAUGAAGUUGGCGUCUCCAGGUUCAAGGUAGGGGAGGGGGAGUUUGUAGUGGAAGUGAUAGACUCGGUGAAAGACUACGUUGAAUACAUGAAAUCAAUAUUCGACUUCCCGAAGAUCAAGACUCUGCUGCAGGGCUCCGAGCUGAGGAAACCCUUCAAAGUGCUCAUUGACUCCAUGAACGGAGUAACGGGUCCAUACGUGAGGCGCAUAUUCCUCGAGGAGCUGGGCGCGUCGAUGGGUAGCGUGAGGCGCGUGACCCCGCUGGAGGACUUCGGCGGUGCUCACCCUGACCCCAACCUCACGUACGCGGCCGACCUCGUUAACGAGGUCAAGAACGGGGACUUUGACUUUGGCGCCGCUUUCGAUGGCGACGGUGAUCGCAACAUGAUAAUCGGUCGCAAGGCGUUCUUCGUGACCCCGUCGGACUCGCUGGCGGUGCUGGCGAGCCAGCUGGAGCACAUCCCGUACUUCCGGAGCUCCGGCGUGAAGGGCUUCGCGCGCAGCAUGCCCACCGCCGCCGCCGUCGACCGCGUCGCUGAGGCGCUGGGCAAGGAGAUGUUCCAGGUGCCCACUGGCUGGAAAUACUUCGGCAACCUCAUGGACGCCGGUCGCCUGUCCCUCUGCGGGGAGGAGAGCUUCGGCACCGGCUCGGACCACGUGCGGGAGAAGGACGGGCUGUGGGCGGCGCUGGCGUGGCUCUCCGUGCUGGCGGCCACUGGCAAGUCUGUGGAGGAGAUGCUGGUCGCGCACUGGCAGCAGUACGGCAGGAAUUACUUUACGAGGUAUGACUACGAGGAGUGUCCCAGCGACCCGUGCAAUGAGAUGAUGCAGGAGUUGGAGAAGACGAUGACGUCACCAGGGUUCGUGGGCUCCCAGCACAGCGCCGCGGGCAAGAGCUACACCGUGGCCCUGGCGGACAACUUCUCGUACAUGGACCCCGUCGACAGAAGCGUUGCUAUGAAGCAGGGUCUGCGCAUAGUGUUCGAGGACGGGUCGAGGAUCGUGGUACGACUCAGCGGUACAGGCAGCUCGGGCGCCACCGUGCGACUGUAUAUAGACUCGUACGAGGCUAAAGAUGUGCUGGGCGACGCACAACAGAUGCUGCAGCCUCUCAUACAAGUCGCGUUGGACAUUUCUAAGCUGCAGCAGUACACGGGCCGCGACGCGCCCACUGUCAUCACAUAGACUACGUCACAGCUACGCACCAACUGAUUAGAAAUGACCGGAAGCAUAUGUUAUAGUAAAUAUUUUCCAGUGGGUCUAUCAUGCGAACUACGACAUAUUUCUUGAAAUAUAAGACUUCACUAAAUUUGUCUUAACGUGCAUUUUAGACUUAAUGAUCUAAUAACUAUGUUUGCAGUGACUACAAAUGGAUUCUGGAUUUUUUUGGAUAUUAAAUUUUUGGGAAUUUUUGUUUUAAAUUCGAUAAUUUAAUAAUUUAUUUUUCCUAUUGGACUGUUGAAAUUAUUGGUAAGUAUUGUAUGUAUAUUUUUUAUUCAACAUUGUAAAUUAAAUUAUGAAUUUUUUUACACAUUAUUUAUUGUUAGUAAUAAUAACCAAAGAGUUUUGAAAAAUAUUGUUGUUGUAUAUUUGAUAAUGGUUCAUUUUAAGUAAUUGAUGUUAUCCAAAUGGAUUACAAUUUUAUCAUGUUUAUAGAGAUUUUCUCAAAUAAAAUGUACAGUAACUUA